GAUUCUCACGUCACCAUGUCACCACCUAACGCCAUCACUCCUCCCCCCCCGACCCCACGAGCCCCGCCAUAUGACUCCUACGUUUCCCAGGAGACGGGCGCGCACAAAAACCUCUUUUUCUCCCAUUUUUUCCAGGCAAAGAAAAUGCAACAAAAAUCCAGGUCGCCGCCGGCGGAAACUCCGGUCUACCUGCCUCCAACCCCUGAAUUUCCGUCGACCGACGCCGGCAAUGUAACCGGCAAUCCCAACGGCUCCUCCCUCUUUGACUGGUCUGAUUUUCUUGAUUUCGACAUGGAUGAUAACUUAAACCUCGCCUUCGAUCCACAAGUCAUCCACGGACCCGAAUCAGAAUCCGGACAUGAUGUUGACCCGGUCCAACCUCAAAGUCAACAGCCCAGCAACUCAACCAAGGUGAGGAAGAGGGACCCGAGAUUGAUCUGCUCGAAUUUUUUGGCUGGUAGGGUCCCGUGUGCUUGCCCGGAGUUGGAUGAGAAGCUGGAGGAGGAGGCGAGUAGGGAUACUCCGGGUAAGAAGCGGGUUCGGACUGCUAGGAAUCCGGCUGGGGCCACGGCCCGGUGUCAGGUUCCGGAGUGCGAGGCCGAUAUUAGCGAGCUCAAAGGGUACCAUAGGAGGCACCGGAUCUGCUUGCGGUGUGCCAAUGCGAGUACAGUGGUUCUUGAUGGCGAGAGCAAGAGAUAUUGUCAACAAUGUGGAAAGUUUCACAUUUUGUCAGAUUUUGAUGAGGGCAAACGUAGUUGUAGAAGAAAAUUAGAACACCACAAUAGGAGACGUCGACGAAGACCUAAUGUUUCUAAAGGAAGCAUCGAGAAGGAAUCUCAGCAGGUUGUUUUAGUUGACGAUGUCAGCUGCGAUGAUGACACUGGAAAAGAUAGCAUAUGCUUGAGCAGUCAGAUUGCUGAACCAGAAACUUUGUUGGAGUCAGAAGGACACGUAUCGACAAUAAGCUCAGGUCUUGGUUCCCGUGCUAUCCAGAGUGAAAGUUUUUUGUCAUUUGAUGCUUCUGGUGAAACUCAUGUCAAUGGGAAGAAAGAGAAUCCCAAACAGAAAUAUUCUCUAUCCUGUGAGAACAAGAGCACUUUCUCCUCUGUGUGCCCUGCUGGUCGGAUCUCAUUCAAGCUCUACGAUUGGAAUCCUGCAGAGUUUCCUCGACGACUUCGGCAUCAAAUAUUUGAAUGGCUGGCCAGCAUGCCUGUUGAACUAGAGGGGUAUAUCCGCCCAGGUUGUACAAUAUUGACAGCUUUUAUUGCAAUGCCCAAAUUAAUGUGGCUGAAGGUAUUGGAGGAGCCUGCCAAAUGUAUACAAGAACUUCUUGCCUCUCCUGGAAACAUGCUGUCUGGAAGAAUGCAUGUUUAUCUAGAUAACAAGAUAUUUCGUAUCAUUAAAGAUGAUUUUGUAGAGGAAGUAAAGGUGAAGGAAGGAGCUCCAAAGCUUCAUUCUGUUUAUCCAACAUGCUUUGAAGCCGGGAAGCCUAUGGAGUUUGUUGCUUGUGGAACCAAUCUACUUCAACCACAAUUUCGGUUUCUUGUAUCAUUCGGGGGACGGUAUCUGGCAUAUAAUAUUGGUGUUUCGUCGGUGGGCCGUAAGAAAGAAGGGGACACCAACGCUGACCACCAGUUACUGAAGAUAUACGUCCCUCCAACUGACCUCUAUCUUUUUGGCCCUGCAUUUGUAGAGGUUGAGAAUCAGUCUGGUUUAUCGAAUUUCAUUCCUAUUCUUAUUGGGAACAAGGAAGUUUGUGAAGAAAUGGUGUUGUUUCAACAAAAGUUUAAUGCAUCUCAUGGCUCCGAAAAACAACAGUUAUCUUGCCCGAGACCUGCAUGUGAAAUUUUGGCCUCUAGACAAGCCGAGUUCUCAGGGUUUCUCUUGGAAGUAGCAUGGUCACUCAAGAAACCCGUAUCGGAGCAACAGCUGAUGUCUACUCAAGUACAAAGAUUCAACUAUUUACUGAAUUUUCUGAUAGAACGGGAAUCUACCAUCAUUCUGGAUUGUGUGUUGGAUUGCAUGAAAUCUGUAAUGGACAAUAAUUUGGUUGGUAUUUCUGAUGCUGAUAUGAAGUCAUUUCACAGAAAUAUGGAUAAUGCAAGAAAUAUACUUCACCGGAAACUAGAGGAAAAAGAAUAUUUAGUUAUGCAUGCAUUGGAUGGAAAAUUUUCUCGUCAAAGCUCCCAGCGUGAUAGUCGAUUUUCUGUUCCGGCUACUAAUCAGGAUGGCCAUUUGGACAUUUUCCAGGGUCUCGAAAGGACAGAGAAUACGUUGGAGUCGAGAGUAGUUCUACCUUCUCUAGAAGAAAGUGUAACUGUUCCUCUUUUGAAUGGAGAGGUAACGGGCCUAAACCUUAAGGAAAGGCCACGAAAGUCUUGCAGUCGCUUAUUUGCAAGGACAGAUUUGACCUCUCGCCCCUUCAUCUUUGCAAUUGUUGCUGCUGUUGUUUGUUUUGGAAUAUGUGCAGUAGUUCUCCACCCUCAGAAGGUCAGUGAGAUUACUACAACUAUUCGCAGUUGUCUGUUCGACAACUCUUAGUGCCUAACUGGUAUGCAGUAUGAACAAGAUUUUAGCUUUUUUUUGUUCCUUAAUACUGUUCAGUAUUGUACAACCUACCUUACCAAAAAAGGUUACACAAAUUCCGGCAGCUCAGGUGAACUCAUCCGUGAUUGAGCUGAAAGUUACUGGGAAAUGACGUGAAAUAUUAUUGUCCUUGGAAUAACCUUGUAUAACUUGUGAAGAUAAUGUAAUGGUUAAUGGCACACUUGUUUUUGUACAAGAGAAUUAGAUUUGCGUUCAUAAGAUAGCAAUACAAAUAGUUUGCCUGUCUCCAUUUUAGAAGUAUAUGUAAUCCUUUUGUUAGCAGUUGGUGGUCAUAUUUAGUGAUCUAGCACAUGUGAAAUACUUAAUUCAUGAUGUCAAAUGUUACCCUUUUGGUCA
Molecule: messenger RNA, 2943 nt
Organism: Olea europaea var. sylvestris
Lineage: Eukaryota; Viridiplantae; Streptophyta; Magnoliopsida; Lamiales; Oleaceae
Product: squamosa promoter-binding-like protein 7
Exons: 10
Coding region: 16-2541 (841 amino acids)
Cellular component (GO): nucleus
Molecular function (GO): DNA binding
Source: RefSeq, a predicted model, not a curated record